Molecule: messenger RNA, 1676 nt
Organism: Physella acuta
Lineage: Eukaryota; Metazoa; Mollusca; Gastropoda; Physidae
Source: RefSeq, a predicted model, not a curated record
UGUUGAUAAGGGUGUAAUAAACAAAUAUGUUUACUUUAGUUUAGUAGGCCUACGACUUCAGUUUUCAUUUAGAUCUCUGAGCUAGUCUAGAUUUUUAGAUAUAUUAAAGUAGUAAACUAUUCAAACCAAUAAUUUUAGCAUUUCAGAUUUAACUACUUUAGUUAAAAUUAGUUUUUAUCAGAACUUAAUUUAGUAUGUGAGUCAGUGCGUCACAAUCACAAUCACAACGGUGGAGUCUGGACUGUCGGCAGCACUGAGCAGUGUUCAGUGUGUCAUUCUAUAUGUGCAACUUUUAUCGACGUGGUGCAAGAGUAUAUUAUACAGCUUACAGUAAGAAAUGGCAAGGGAAGUAUUUGAUAAAGAAGUGGUCACAUACUACCUCAGAGACAUGGAUCAGCGGCUAGUAGAUGAAUGGAGCUCAAUGUUCGCGGACUACGAAGAAACUGUUAAGGCAUCUAAAGGGGAUAUUUUUGAAGGAGCUCCAGCAGUAGAUGCUAUUGUAUCGCCAGCUAAUAGCUUUGGUUUUAUGGAUGGAGGGAUUGAUUACGUUUAUACAAAACAUUUUGGAGGUCAGAUGCAAGACAGUCUUCAAAAACUACUGCGUGAAAAAUUUCAAGGAGAAUUACCUGUGGGCCAGGCUGUGAUCAUACCAGCCUAUCGUGAAGGUGCCAUGAGAGAUCCAAGCGUAGACUGGUGCAGAUAUAAUCACGGGGAGCCCAUCAGAUAUUUGAUCUCUGCUCCUACCAUGAGGGUCCCUUCCAAUGUGGCACAAACAGUCAAUGCGUACCUGGCAUUUAGAGCUGUUAUCUUAGAAGUGGAAAAACAUAACCAAGAAAAUGAUAAAGAUCUGAUUACAAGAGUCCUUGUUCCUGGAUUGGGCACAAUGGUUGGCAAAAUGCCAAAGAAAAGAUGUGCUUAUCAGAUGCUAGAAGCUUACAGAACGUUUGCAAAGGGAGAGGACAGGUUCAGAAUCAAACCCAAAAGUUUAGGAGACAUGUGGAAAGACCAUCAGAAAAUGUGUGAGUUUGGUGGCACGAGCACAGAUGAAACUGACAGUGACAAUUGAGGUGACGUGUCUGAAGCUGGGAGUAGAAAAAUGAUCAGCACAUGGGUAGUCCAUAAAUAACAUCACUAAUCUUAUAUUGGAGAGGUUGUUUGUGUUUGGGGGAGGGGGGUGUAGAGAAAUAGGAGGUAGAAUUUUUUUUGUAUUCCCAAAGGAAUUAAACCCAAUUCAUGUUAAUUUUUUUUUAGUUGUGGUUAUUUGAGUAAGGAUGGGUUUUGAUGCUUUUUAUCAUUUGACUUUGGAGGGGGGGGGGGGGUUGGCUGAAACCAGAUAUUUACUUCUGAUGAAGGAUGGGGAAGUGGUUAAAAAUAUGAUUUAGUUAAGUGGUGUCACCUGUGGACUACUCUAAAAGAACAUAAAAUCUUAACUAACAAUGUUCAGAAGGAGAAAAUAUUUUUUUAAUUGAAUUGAUCCAGUGACUAGGCAGCUAGCUUUGUUUCAACCAAUUUCAAACCAAUGCCAUGAAUGUUUGUCCCUUACUCUGAAUGAUGUGUAACAGUUUUUUGACAUUAGAUUGUGUGUAAAUUUUUGUGUGUAGUCAAUGGGGUGAUUGGCCAGCAUAGUUUUGUGGCAGAGAGAGAGACAUGGGUUUACUCUUGUAAAUAAAGCCAUG